GGGCGAAGGAAGAACCUGUUUGUUUGUUCUCUCUCGCCUUCCGUAGCGCGCGGACGUACGUCGUUCGUUUACAGGCGGCCGAUCGACCUCCACCGUCGUCGUCAUCGUCGGCUUUAAGUUCUACCGCAUUUAAGAAAGUUAAGAAACCUACCGAUGUGCUCCUCGUGUUUGGUGGAAACGAAGAAACGGGAACGAGAGUUUGAAAUUAAAGUGUCUUUUAUUGCGCUGAAGCUGCACAUUUAAAGUUCGUUGCUGGGCUCGCUGUGCGUGUGUGUGCGCGUGUGUGUGUGUGUAGCCUCGCUGCACAGCCAUGCGGUGAGAAAGGUUAUGCCCAAACAAAGCGUUGCGUGCCCCGCUCCCCCCCGCCUUACCGAUCGCAGGUGCCCUUCCCCGCCGUCCUCGUGCCACUCCAUGUGCAUCGAGCGGGUAAACGUGUGUAGUAAAGGUGGCCCGAAGGCUGGGCGAUAAAAAAAAAAAAUACCACCCCCUUUUGGGAACCCAUUUUCCACCCCUCCCAAUCACCCCCUUGUGCAAACCACCGCAUUCACUAUCGAUCUCAGCCAACCGUUGUGACCCAGUGAGAAAAAGCACGUGAAAAGCGAACGCGCCUUCCGUCUGUUUGCGUGUUAGUGUGUGCUUGCAUUUGUACAGGUGCGUUUGUGGAAAGAGGGGUAGGGUGCAGAGGGAAGCGGGGAUAUGUGAGGCUUCCUCACCGAAAGCCACCAAACGCAUUUAUCGCAAUUUUCGCACGACGUAAGCAAAGCUGGAGAAAGAGAUCCAACAGUGUGUGUGUGUGUGUGGCGUGACCCGCGUGAGAUACAGAUUGUUUGUUGGUGGUGGAGGUUCCAGGUAACGAGUGCGUGAGAGUGAAUUGUGUUAUGGUUGUUGUUGUUAUUGCUGUCAAAGAUGGCUAUGGAAAGGAAGCGUUGCCAAGAUGUUGUUCACUGCUGUGACGUCACACGACGACGCGCGGCGACCAUAGCAUAAGCGUUAGAAUCGAGAGUUAGACCCCCCCCCCUUCUCACCCGGCAUCUCACACACACACAUACAUACGUACGUGGAGGUGGUGGUGCUGGUGGAAUUAGGGUCGAGUAUUGGAACUUCGCACCUUUUGGAAGCCGAAAUCGGAGCAAAAGCCUCCCUCCACGGAUAGAACAAAAGCUCACAGAGCAGAGCUAGCAACACAAACUCGCCAUGUCGUCGGUGGAGUUGUACGUAAAGGAUGCCCGGGUCUGGAUACCUCACCCGGAGACGGUUUGGGAAGGCGCCGUCGUCGCCCAGGACUACAAGCAGGACGACAAACAGCUCAAGCUAGUCACCGACCGUGGCGUAGAGCACACGGUCCCACUGAAAACCCCGGCCGAUCUGCCUCCCCUCCGCAACCCUACCAUCCUGAUCGGGCAGAAUGAUCUCACCGCCCUGUCCUACCUGCACGAGCCGGACGUGCUGUACAAUCUCGAGGUGCGGUUCUGUGACCGGCAGGCGAUCUACACCUACUGCGGCAUCGUGCUCGUUGCGAUCAACCCGUACGCCGAGCUGCCCCUGUACGGGCCCGACCUGAUCCGCGCCUACCGGGGCCAUGCGAUGGGCGAGCUGGAGCCGCACAUCUUCGCCGUGUCGGAGGAAGCGUACGCCAAGCUGGAGCGGGAAAAGUGUGACAUCAGCAUCAUCGUGAGUGGCGAGUCCGGUGCGGGCAAGACGGUUUCGGCGAAGUACGCGAUGCGCUACUUUGCCGCCGUCGGUGGCAGCGAGUCGGAGACGCAGAUCGAGAAGAAAGUGCUGGCGAGCAGCCCGAUCAUGGAGGCGAUCGGUAAUGCGAAGACGACGCGCAACGACAACAGCUCCCGGUUCGGGAAGUUCACCAAGCUGCUGUUCCUGAACAACCAUUCGAUGGCGCUGACGGGCGGUACGAUGCAGACGUAUCUGCUGGAGAAGUCGCGCGUCUGCUUUCAGGCACCGGGCGAACGGAACUAUCACAUCUUCUACCAGCUGUGUGCUGGGCGGGAGCAGUGGCCCGAGCUGAUGCUGGACCAUCAGGACAAGUUUCACUUCCUCAACCAGGGCCAGUCGCCGAACAUUAGCAAGCUGUCGGAUAGGGAUCAGUUUGAGGAUACGCUGGGUGCGCUCAAGACGCUCGGGUUUGAUGAUGCGGAGAUUGGGGACAUUAUGAAGGUGGUCGCGUCGGUGCUGCAUCUGGGGAAUGUGGUGUUUAACCACCGGCAGAAGAGCCAAACGUCCGAGGUGGACAGUGAGGCGUGCUCGAUAGCGAGCAACGAUUUGCAUCUGAACGUUGCCUGCGACAUUCUGCAGCUGGAUAGGGGCGAGCUGCGCAAGUGGCUCGUGACGCGCCAGAUCGAGUCGAUGAACGACAGCGUGCUGAUACCGAUGAACAAGCAGACGGCCGAGGCGACGCGGGACGCACUGGCGAAGCACAUCUACGCGGAGCUGUUUCAGCACAUUGUGCAGAAGAUUAAUCGCAAUUUGGCGGGCAGCAAGAAGCAAAACUGUUGCUUCAUAGGUGUGCUCGACAUCUACGGCUUCGAAACGUUCGACGUCAACUCGUUCGAGCAGUUCUGCAUCAACUACGCGAACGAGAAGCUGCAGCAGCAGUUUAAUCAGCACGUGUUUAAGCUCGAGCAGGAGCAGUACCUGCGCGAGGGCAUCGAGUGGAAGAUGAUUGACUUCUACGACAACCAGCCGUGCAUCGAUCUGAUCGAGUCGAAGCUCGGCAUACUGGACCUGCUGGACGAGGAGUGCCGGAUGCCGCGGGGCAGCGACGAAUCGUGGGUCGGCAAGCUGAUGGAAAAGUGCGGCAAGUAUCCGCACUUCGACCGGCCCCGGUUCGGCACGAGCGCGUUCCUGAUCAAACACUUCUCCGACACGGUGCAGUACGAGUCGCGCGGCUUUCUCGAGAAGAACCGGGACACGGUUUCGCGGGAGCUGGUGAGCGUGCUGAAAGCGUCCGGGAUGCGGCUCUGCCAGCGGUUGAUGGUAGCGCAGGAGGAGGGUGGUGGCGACGGGGAUGCGAAGACCGCACCGGCGGCUGGGGUGAAGAUUAUGGUUAGUGCGGCAAGAACGCAGUCGGUGGAUAAGAAGAAAAAGCCGAUGACUCAGAAGCAGCAGCGAAAAACGGUCGGUUCGCAGUUCCGCGAGAGCUUGACACAGCUGAUAACGACACUGCACAACACGACGCCCCACUAUGUGCGCUGUAUUAAGCCCAACGACGACAAAGCACCGUUCAAAUGGGAAGCACCCAAGAUCGUGCAGCAGCUGCGGGCCUGCGGCGUGCUCGAAACGGUCCGCAUAUCGGCCGCCGGCUUCCCGUCCCGCUGGAAGUACGAGGACUUUUACGAACGCUACAGGCUGCUGUGCAAGCGGGCCCAGAUCGUGGACUGGCACGUGAAGGCCACCUGCACGAACAUCGUGCGCAACUGGCUGCUGGACGAGGACAAGUACCGGCUGGGCAAUACGCAGAUCUUUUUCCGUGCCGGGCAGGUCGCUUACCUGGAGCAGGUGCGCAGCGACACGCGCAAGAAGCACAUCAUCGUGGUGCAGUCGCUGAUCCGGCGGUUCGUCUGUCGGCGCCGGUACCUGCGGUUAAAGCAGACGGCACUGGGACUGCAGCGCCACGCGCGCGGAAUGCUGGCCAGAAAACGCGCGGAUAAUCUGCGCAAAAACCGUGCCGCCAUCAUCAUCCAGCGGUACACGCGCGGCUGGCUGCAGCGCAAGAAGUAUGUGCAGAUCCGCACAGCCAUACUGGGGCUGCAAACGCGUGCCCGCGGCUUCAUGGCCCGGCGCAAGUUUCGCGCAGUGCUCGACAACUACAAGGCGACCGAGGUGCAGCGCUUCUGCCGCGGUUACCUGGCCCGCCGACGGUACCGGGCACGGUUGGACCACAUUAUCAAGUGUCAGGCCGCGGUGCGGCGGUUCCUGGCCCGGCGCGCGUUCAAGAAGCUGAAGGCGGAGGCGCGCACCGUCGCCCACAUCCAGAAGAUGUACAAGGGGCUGGAGAACAAGAUCAUCGAGCUGCAGCAGCGGCACGACGUACUGUCGAAGGAAAACGCCGCGCUGAAGAAGCAAAACGUGGAGGUGGUCGAGAUGCGCCAGAAGCUGGACGGCAUGAAGCGGCUGGAGGGUGAGCUGAAGCUGCUGCAGCUGCAGCUGGUGCAGAAGGACGAAAAGCUGAUGCUGUCGAUCCGCCAGCUCGAGGGCGAGCGGGACGAGAAGAUGCAGCUGCUCGAGGAGAAGCAGCGCGAGGAGGAGGACCGGGCCCGGGAGCGGGACGCGUUCGAGCAGGAGCUGGCGAAGGUGCGGCGCGAGGUGACGGAGAUCACGGCCGUCACGCAGAUCGAACAGGCGCGGUUGGUGUCGCAGGCGGACACGGAGGAGAUUCAUGCCGCCUACCAGCGCACGGUGAAGGACAAGGACGUGCUGGAGAACGAGAAUGUCGCGCUGCGGCAGGAGGUGCGCCGGCUGCAGCGCAUUAUGGCGGACUCGCAUGAGCUGAAAACUCAUUCACGCUCCGUCAGCAAUGCGUCCAGCACGAACGAGGAGGACUACGGCUACACGUCCGGGCGGAACACGCUGGACAUUCGGCGUGCCUCGCCCCAUCCAUACGAAGGUGACGCAGGUGGCGCUGGUGGGGGAAGCGCUGGUCGGGGGAGUCACCGCAGCGGCGGUGGUUCUGUUGGUAGUAAUUAUAGCGUUAGUAGUACAAUUGUCGCUAGUCAUGGUGAGUCACGCAGGGAGGAGAAACGACAUCCGUUCGUGGAUUACGAGCGGGUGUACCGGACGCCGCCCGAUGCGAUCGGUAUGCUGAAAGACCCUUCGGAUUCGACUGUAGGCGAGUCGCCCGAGAAAGACCAAACGGCCAUCAUACUGCGCAUGCGCAAACUGUUCGAGGAGGAAAAGUCCAAGAGCGAGCAGCUGCGGAAGGAGCUCGCCCGGCUGAAGAAAUCCUCCACCUUCAGCACGGAAGACUCGAUCCGUGCGUCCGAGCUGGAGGUUGAGAACGAGAAGCUGCGCCAGGACUACAACCUGCUGCGCAACAGCAUCAAGCGCGGCGUCGAGUCGCGCGAAAUGGACGCCCAGUACGGGGCGCUGCAGGAGGAGCUGAAGCGCCGCCGGGAGGAGUGCAUCUCGCUGAAGGCCGUCCUGGCGCAGCAGAGCCAAUCGCUGCGCUCGCUCGGCCAAACGGCAAACGGGGCCGAAACGAGCCUGCGGAUACACGACGAGGGCGAGCUGAUGGAAGCGUUCCAGGCGCAGAAGCUGGUCAACCGGCAGCUCGAGUCGGAGCUGCGCGCCAUCACCGACGCGAACAACGAAACGCUCGUCGAGAACAAUCGCAUCAUCGACGGGUUGCGGACGGAGAACGGGGAGCUGCAGGCGAUACUGCAGCAGCGCGUGGAGCAGGUCGGGGAGGAGGUGGACCUGGAGACGGUGCGGCAGAAUGAGCAGUAUCUGCGGCACGAGCUGAAGAAGUCGACGGCGGCGUACGUGGAGCUGCAGGAGCAGCUGAACGAGCUGCUGGCCAAGAACAAUGAGCUGCUGAAGAAGAACAACAUCCUGUCGAACCGGUUGCGCGAUCACGGGCUGAACGAUUCCAUCCUGAUGAACGACGAGUUCCACAGCAUGGUGGCGGUGGUGAAGAAGCAGACGCAGUCGUCCCAGGGCAUACUGAAGUACCGGCAGGAGGACGAGAGCAAGAUUAUGCAGCGGCUGGUGACGGACCUGAAGCCGCGGGUCGCUGUGACGCUUGCGCCGAGCCUGCCCGCGUACGUAGUGUUUAUGUGCAUCCGGUACACGGAUCUAGUCAACAUGGAUCAGCUCGUGCGGUCGCUGCUGACGCGCUUCGUGCAGAUGAUCAAGCGGCUGUACCGGGGCGCGAACUCGGUGGAGGUGCGCGUCAUGUGGCUCGCAAAUACGCUCACGCUACACAAUCUAAUGAAACAGUUCGGCGGCUACAAAGACUACAUGAAGUACAACACGGACGUGCAGAACGCGCAGCAGCUGAAAAACUUUGACCUGGCCGAGUAUCGGCAGGUCAUCCACGAAACGAUCAUCUCGAUGCACAGUGUGCUGAUCCGGCAGGUGCAGGAAAGCCUGAAGCAGUACAUUGUGCCCGCCAUACUGCACCACGACGAGACGGCGCGGGGCAAGAGCCGGCGCACGAUGUCGCUGGACAUUUCGCCCGAGCAGGGCCGGUCCGAGCCGGAGCUGCUGGUGCAGCAGCUCGGCUGCGUGUACAACCAUCUGAGCAGCUUCGGGCUGGAGGGAUGCUACAUCGAGCAGAUCUUCAAGCAGCUGAUGCACUACAUCUGCGCCGUGUCGGUGAACAAUCUGAUGCUGCGCGGCGACCUGUGCAUGUGGAAGACGGGCAUGAAGCUGCGGUACAAUAUGGGCUGCCUGGACGACUGGGUGCGCAAGAUGAAGAUGGGCCCGGACGUGAUGAAACCGUUCCUGCCGCUCAACCAGAUCUCGUCGAUACUGCAGGCCCGCAAGACGGAGGAGGACGUGCAUACGCUGCUGGAGCUCAGCACGGCCCUGUCGACCGCGCAGGUGUUGAAGAUCAUCAAAUCGUACAAGACGGACGAUUGCGAGAACCAGAUCCGGCCGGCCUUCAUUGAGAAGCUCACGCAGCAGCUGAACCUGCGCUCGGAGCAGCGCGAAUCCGACACGUACAUGAUGGACGAGGAGCUCGUCAGCCCGCUGGUCGUGCUGUUCAAGUACAGCGAAAUCAACCUGGAGGAGAUUGACUUGCCGCCGGAGCUGAAUCUGGAGGGUUUGGUUACCAAGAUCUAGACUUAAUUGCGCAAAAGCGACUUCUUACUGUUAGAAAAAGGGGAGCUCCUUUGCUCCAAUGGAACUCAUGUUUUGCUACGCUUAAGUUAAGGUUGUUAGGAAGUGUGUGGGUGUUUGUUGUUUUUCAAACGGUUUUUCCUUUGGCUUGCUUUUUUUCACCUCAAAACCCCGGUGAAUAGUGGCUGCGUGCAAAACAAGACACCACUCUAUACCUGAAGAAAAAGUGCAAUUGGAAAUUACUUCCGUACGCAAACGAAAUCCAAUCAAUCAUUCCCAUUGACGGGCGACCUGUUUUUCUUACUAGCAUCGAAUCACGAGCGAUAGUUAAGCGCGUAGGUUGUUUUCGUUAAGUUUAUAAAACUGUCGAACUUUAAGGGGCGCGCGUUUGUGGUGUUGUGUGGGUGGGGAGAAAAUGGGAACGUGAACUGACUGAACUCGAUUGGACUUUACUGUGAAACGUGUGUGCCUACUCUAACUCCGUAAGGCCGUUUGGCCCCCCCCUUGGGAAAGCUGCUUCCGAUGGAACCGAUACACGGAUCAUUGUCCUGGUUGUUGUGCACGGUGCAGCAGUAGAUCGGUAUCGGUUUAAGUUACUUUUCCAAUUGUGAGAUUUAUUGUUAUUGUUAUUGUUGAACUAAUUGGAUGGGAAAAGCAGGGAAGAAAUGAACGUCUAAAAAAACUGUACGCUUGCAAAGCAUUUCAAUAACUUAACAUACAUAGACACACACGCCUACGCUUUUUGUUAUCGUCCGUUAUCGGCAGACGAAGUGGCAACUCGCAUAUUAGUCAAAUGGUGGAGUACUAUAGUAAACGGGAAAGGGGAGAAAUAAGCAUUAUAUUUACAUCAAUGUACAUCCAGCAAGCGGUGUAGCGUAGGCUUUAUCAGUAGUCUAUUAUCCACACAGUAAAGGAUGGAUUAAAACCAUAGCAGAUAUAACAUACUUAUAUAUUACAUCUGAACUAGAACGAGAACUUAUUAGCGUUAGCGUGUCUUAGGCGAAUGAUCGUGCAAAAUGAUACAAAAACAAUAAUAAAACGUUAAAUGAAUUGUAUUGAAUUUCGGAGGGGUUUAUAGAGCGAAUCCUCUACAAUCCGGGAGGCUUUAUUAAACUUAUCUGAACUAUUUAGACCGACCAAUAUAGGAGAGCUGCCGUUUGAAAACGCGGCGGACGCGUGUGUGUGGCGUGCAGAGAAGAAGUGCACAACCAUGUUAUCACCAGUCGUGCACUCUUCUCUGCCCUCGCUCCGUUGUAGUAAAUAAAUCGUUAGCGUUUCAUGAAAAUCCACGAGCAAAUAUACGUAAC
Messenger RNA from Anopheles merus, 8105 nucleotides. It is a transcript of the gene didum, whose product is annotated as unconventional myosin-Va. The transcript has 10 exons. Gene Ontology annotation, biological process: actin filament organization; vesicle transport along actin filament. The record is from RefSeq and is a predicted model, not a curated record. The coding region runs from base 1195 to 6801 and encodes 1868 amino acids. Gene Ontology annotation, molecular function: actin filament binding; ATP binding; microfilament motor activity. Gene Ontology annotation, cellular component: cytoplasm; actin cytoskeleton; myosin complex. NCBI's taxonomy places the organism in Eukaryota, Metazoa, Arthropoda, Insecta, Diptera, Culicidae.